This is a messenger RNA of Schizosaccharomyces osmophilus, 1620 nucleotides long. It is a transcript of the gene srp68, whose product is annotated as signal recognition particle subunit. The coding region runs from base 1 to 1620 and encodes 539 amino acids. Gene Ontology annotation, biological process: SRP-dependent cotranslational protein targeting to membrane. Lineage: Eukaryota; Fungi; Ascomycota; Schizosaccharomycetes; Schizosaccharomycetales; Schizosaccharomycetaceae. Gene Ontology annotation, cellular component: signal recognition particle, endoplasmic reticulum targeting. The record is from RefSeq and is a predicted model, not a curated record. The transcript is spliced from 3 exons. Gene Ontology annotation, molecular function: 7S RNA binding; endoplasmic reticulum signal sequence receptor activity; signal recognition particle binding.
AUGGAAAAAGCAGGGUUUUAUCUAUUGCCUUUGCUUCUGGAGGCUCGCUCUGAUCAUUUUUAUGAAGGGACUGAGUAUAUCAGAUACUUAUCACAGCGCAUUCAUUCCCUGAGGAAAGCUUUAAACAUUACUCAGAAAGGUGGAAAGCCAAAGACAUCGGCUGACAAGAGAUUCGCAGAAGUCCAACUGUUAAAUGCUGAUCGCGCAUUCCAACAAUAUGCAUACUUGCGAUCUUCUCAACGUCAACAUGCUCUUCGAAGACUGAAACGGGGGUUGCAAGCCUCCAAGGAAUUGGUUUCUUUUUGCGAGGUAAAAGAUCAUAGUAAUCAUCUUUUUAUUUUAGAGGCUGCAGCUUUCAUGAAAUACAUUGAAGGUACAUUUUAUUACGAGAAGCGAUCAUGGGAAGAUUCUUUGCGCUCAUUCAGUUCUUCUCGCUUAGCAUUUCAGCAAUUGCAACGGUCUCUGAAAGAGUUGUCAGACCAUCAACGAGGAGUCUUCAAUGAAUUAGUUGGACAAAUCGACUCUACCAUACGCUAUGUCGCCCAGCGAAGCGGCUUAGAAAACCAGACAGAAUCAUUAGACGUUCUUAUGCUUGCAAAUGUUUCAAAAGAGGAUUUAGUUGUUCAACAAAUUCGAGUUUUGAACCCUCAGAUGUUAGAAUCGAAUGCUGAAGAUCAAGCCGGUACUUCCUCCAUCACUCAAAUCACCUGGCGUAAUCAAACCGUUCAGAUUACACAUCCCGAAAUAGUAUUGGCUUUGUACGGUAUUCAUGAUGUUCAGGCAAGCAUGGAAAGCUCUACAAGUGUAAAUGAUCGUUUGCUUGGUGCUUGGGCCAAUGCUGAAAAGACAACAAAAAGUAUUUUGGAUGGUAUUUCCCCCGAAAGUAAUGAAUAUCAGGAGCUUUCAAUUUGCUAUAGUUAUCUUGCAUAUAACCUUAUCGUGCUCAGAAUUCAGCGGGACAUUCAUACCCAGGAACAGCCAAUCGUUACGAAUUUGCUGGCAAAUUUAAGAGCUCAUCAAAGCUUGUAUGAUACAAUCAUCAAGAAUAUUGAAGCUGCCAAGAAUUUACCGGGUAUCGCAAAAGAUAGCGGCAUGAUGGUACAGCUGGAAGCUCAGAUCAAUAUAGCUAAAGCUAGGCGAUGCCAGGUCAUUGCCGAAGCCUAUCAAUCACGAGACAAAGCCAAAGGACUUGCUAUGUGUAUCCGUGCAGGUAAUUAUUAUGAGGAAGCAAAUGAUUGCCUUCAUAAUUUUGAGGAAAACCCUCUGGAAAUAGCUUUUGAUAUUGUUGCGGAAUUGCAAACAAAGCCUGAAGAUUUGAAGAAACGAAUUUUACUUUUGCGAAGCUUGGCUUCUAUGGAAAUGAUUAAUCAAAAACCGAAGGACUUAUCGCUGGUCGAGUCUAUGAAUCAGUAUGCAACUGUGGAGUCGGAGGAACCCUUGAACUUAACUCAAUUGAAUUUACGACCCAUUCCUGCUAAACCACUUUUCUUUGAUUUAGCCAUUACAUACUUAGGCCAACAAACAGAAUUUGGAAAAGCCAAACCAGAAGUUGAGGAACAGGAUCCUUCAUCCAAGAGCAAGACAAAGGGUUUUUUCCGAAGCUUACUUGGAAAAAGAUAA